Messenger RNA from Trichechus manatus latirostris (Florida manatee), 905 nucleotides. RefSeq names its product keratinocyte associated protein 3 (gene KRTCAP3). NCBI's taxonomy places the organism in Eukaryota, Metazoa, Chordata, Mammalia, Sirenia, Trichechidae. The record is from RefSeq and is a predicted model, not a curated record. The transcript is spliced from 5 exons. Bases 37 to 705 code for a protein of 222 amino acids.
UGCUUUGCAGACGCGGCCCGAGGGCCCCAGCGGCUUAUGAGCGUGGGGCUCGCGCUGAUCCUGGUGGGCCACGGCAACCUGCUGCUGGGGGCCGUACUGCACGGCACCGUACUGCGGCACGUGGCCAAUCCCCGCGGCGCCGUCACACCGGAGUACACCACGGCCAAUGUCAUCUCUGUGGGCUCAGGGCUGCUGAGUGUUUCCGUGGGACUUGUGGCCCUCCUGGCAUCCCGGAACCUUCUUCGCCCGCAACUGCACUGGGCCCUGCUGGCCAUAUCUCUGGUGAACUUGCUCUUGUCCGCUGCGUGCUCCUUGGGUCUCCUCCUUGCUGUGUCACUCACUGUGGCCAAUGGUGGCCGCCGCCUUAUCGCUGACUGCCAUCCAGGACUGUUGGAGCCUUUGGUACCACUGGAUCAGGGGUCUGGACAUGUCGACUGCCCCUUUGACCCCACAAGAAUCUAUGAUACAGCCUUGGCUCUCUGGAUCCCUUCUUUGGUCAUGUCUACAGUGGAGGCUGCUCUGUCUGGUUACUGCUGUGUGGCUGCACUCACCCUCCGAGGGGUUGGGCCCUGCAGGAAGGAAGGGCUGCAGCAGCAGCUGGAGGAACUGACAGAGCUUGAACUUCCUAAAUGUAAAAGGCAGGAAAAUGAGCAGCUACUGGAUCAAAAUCAAGAAAUCCAGACAUCCCAGAAAAGUUGGGUUUAGGACAGGUAAUGGGCUACGAGGGUUGAGGCCUGGGUAAACGCAGGGGCAGGGAACUGCUCUUAGAACUCGGUCUGGUUCUUCACUCUGCCACUUUCCCCUCUGACCUGGGUUCUCCCCUCUAUCAAGCAGGUGCUGUUCCAGAGGCUCACUUCACAAGGGUUUGCCACUAAGCAGGGAACCCUGACCUCUAAGGCAGUAUA